Molecule: messenger RNA, 1011 nt
Organism: Erigeron canadensis
Lineage: Eukaryota; Viridiplantae; Streptophyta; Magnoliopsida; Asterales; Asteraceae
Exons: 3
Coding region: 74-751 (225 amino acids)
Source: RefSeq, a predicted model, not a curated record
AGCUGCCUUCAAAAAAUCAGCGGUGGCACGUGUCUAGAUGUGGAGACGGUGGAGAGAUGGUUGCACCUCUUGAAUGGAAGAAAAAAUGAGACCGAGACCACCCACUACAACCUCGGCGGAGUCUAAGACCAUCCACCAUCCAUCUCGUUGGAGUUCACAGCUCACAACUGUAAUCAUGACCGUACAACAGGUCAAUCGGCUUAUAAAUCUGCAAAUGGGAGAUGAUAAGUCACAUGGAGCGAAUCUCAAACGUCUGGGUGUAGCUUUAGAUGUUGUUAACUUCUAUAUAGUGAACCUAGACUACAAGGCUUUUGCACAAGCUAGUAUCUUAACUGAUAAAUACCGUUAUGCGAGGAAGGAACUUGGAGCACUUGUUACUGCUGCCAAUAAUAAUGACAACAGCCACAUAGUAGAUAUUGCGGAUGUUACUUCUGUUGUUAAGAUCCUAUCCGAUUCUUCUAUAUUAAAAAAUAAUCUCCAUUACCUUGAGAAUAAAGCUGCUGCAGAUGCUGAACAUGUUAAAAGAACCCAGUUUGAUAAACCAGAGUUGAAUAAAAUUGCUGCAAAUUAUGAAUAUGUUCAAGCAAAAAAGACUCCCCGUAUAGAUUAUAAAGUCAGAGAAGAUUUAAGCCGUUGCAGAAUAUAUAAACAAGGUGGGUUGGAACUGUCUCACAAUGAUAGUAAUAGAUUUCAGCCGUUGCGGAAUCUGGAUAACAUUUCCCGUGACAGAUUUGAACCCCAGAGAGAAUGAAAAGAUGAAGUCGGAAGCUACCUGGUGUUGCUUAAUGUUUAAAGUAUUUCCGCUGCUGAAUUGUUUAUGUUUGUCUGCAAAGCGGAACCAUAUAAUACGUAUAAGUGUGUAAUGAUCACUAGCAUCACCUUAACUUGCUGAAGACAAGUGUUAUGAAUGACUUGUUAUGCAUUUUAAAUCACAUGUCCUUUCAUUUCCGAUCUUUUAAUCACUUGCAAUUGGUAGUCGGUUAUUCAUUUUCAUUUAUACCAGCUUAUUGU